GGCUGCCAACCCAACAACAAAAAGGUCGUGGAAAGCAGCUCCACCUUCCUGUCUCCAGCAUUCCACUCCACCCCUCCCCCCUCUUCUCCAGCCAUGUCUGCUAUCAAAACAUACGAAAUCACAGAGCCAUGGCUCAAGGAACGCUGCUCACUGGGCGAAGGCCCCUUCUGGGAGGAGGACACAAAUUCGGUUCGCUUCCUCGAUGUCGAGCAGCAAAAGGUGAUGCGUGUGGACUUGGAAAAGGGCCCGUCGAGCUUCAAGGUGAUCAAGGACUUUGACAUCUCCAUGGGCGUCACAGCAGACAUUGAGGGCAACGACAAGGAGUUUGUCUUUGGCGGCAAGUAUGGCUUUGGCGUAGCCGACAAGCAGACUGGCGAGUACCGCUGGCUCCAAAAGGUGUGGUCUGAGGAGGAAAUCAGCGCCAAAAAGCACGAGAUGAUGCGAGGCAACGAUGGCGCCGUCGACUCCCAAGGCCGCUUUUGGGUGGGCUUCAUGUUUGAUCCCUUGCUGUCCGAGUUGAGGAAAGAUGGCGCCGUGUUCCGGCUGAACGCCGACCUGAGCCUCGAUCGCCCCAUGGACGACAUUAUGAUUCCCAAUGGUACUGCUUGGAACAAGCAGGACGACACCAUGUACUUUUGCGACAGCCCGACAAAGACUAUUUUCCAGUAUGACUUUGACCCGGCCACGGGCGCCAUCAGCAACAAGCGUCCCUACUUCACCAUGCCCGAGGACAAGCGCUACGGCCCAAACGCCGUGCCAGACGGCCACUGCCUGGACGAGGAGGGCUACAUGUGGACGGCCCUGCACGGAGGCUCUCGCGUGCUCCGAAUCUCACCCCAGGGCGAAGUUGUUGCCGAGAUCAAAGUCCCGACCAGUCAGGUUACCUGCCCUUGCUUUGUCGGCGACAGUCUCUUCAUUACCAGUGCUGGUGGCACGAGCGGCGAGAACGGCGGGCCUGUAGACGAGAAUGCGGGCUACUGCUUCCUAAUCAACGUUGGUGUGCGGGGCUUGAAGAAGUUCAAGUUCAAGGGUGGUGACAAGAUCUAACGUGGUAAGCAGAAUGCUGAGGUUGUUGGGGAAUGGUAUCGAGGCUAGCUUUGUGGAGCCAGUCAGACUUUGUUGCUCGACUUGGAAAAUGGAAAGCCGCGGAGGCUAGGUGUAUUGUAUCCAAUGUAUACAGUUCAUGUUGCUCAUCUACAAGACUCGCAUUCUUCGCAUUCAGCCCAGUGUCGCCAUGUUUGGUGCGCUAGAUAUAUUCAACCAUCAUGUUGAUAUUCC
This is a messenger RNA of Exserohilum turcica Et28A, 1278 nucleotides long. RefSeq lists its product as uncharacterized. The transcript is spliced from 2 exons. Gene Ontology annotation, biological process: L-ascorbic acid biosynthetic process. Gene Ontology annotation, molecular function: calcium ion binding; gluconolactonase activity. Bases 94 to 1047 code for a protein of 317 amino acids. Lineage: Eukaryota; Fungi; Ascomycota; Dothideomycetes; Pleosporales; Pleosporaceae. The record is from RefSeq and is a predicted model, not a curated record.